AGAAAAUUGAUAUUGAUGGUCUUGGAAGUCGUAGAUUUGCUUGAUGAUCAACUGUUCUGUUUUAUCAACAAGCUUAUGUUUCUAAAUGACAAUUGUGGCAUGUACAACAGAUGAUGACUUCAGAGAGUUUGUGAAGAAAGUCCCAGAAGGUUGUCGCACAACAAUUGUAUCUGAUUCUUGCCACAGUGGUAGGCUGAUUGACGAGUUUAAGGAGCAGAUUGGAGAGAGCACAAAGAAUGAAGAAUCAAGUUCUGGUUUUGGGUUCAAGGACUUCUUGCAGCACAAAGUGCAAGAUGCAUUUGAAUCUCGUGGGAUUCACAUCCCUUCUGGAUUGCGCCACCACCAUGGGGAAGAGGAAGGCAAUGAUAGGGGAGUUUUUGAAGAGGGAUAUGGUGAUUAUGGCUAUGUGAAAAAUAAAUCUCUGCCCCUCUCAACUCUUAUUGAAAUACUCAAGCAGAAAACUGGUAAAGAUGACAUUGAUGAGGGAAAGCUCAGGCCAAC
Rubroshorea leprosula is the source of this 501-nucleotide messenger RNA. Lineage: Eukaryota; Viridiplantae; Streptophyta; Magnoliopsida; Malvales; Dipterocarpaceae. The record is from the annotation of a GenBank genome assembly.